AAAACUUUUUAUUUAGUCCUUCUAUUUUUAGUCCCCAGCUUCCCCUCUGCACUUUCCUAUGUCUGGUAUCCAAAGUCCUGAACCUCUGGUUUAGUUUGUCAAAUAAUAAAUGUCUCUAAGUAUGGGAGUAAAAACCUAAGAAAUCUAACAGUUCUUAGACAAAUUUUCAAAUACCUUUCCAUUUUCCUUCCUUUUCUUUGCCCACACUUUCUGUAGCACGUCGUGCCUAAAGGUCCUGAACUUUGCCUGCUCUGUUGGCUUCCUUUUUGUCCAUGUCACCUCUACACCCACCUCUCUGCCACUGAGUCAGUUAUUGCUCUUCUGUUUUCUCAGGUUAUAGAUUAUCUGAUAGUUUGUUGGAGAUGAGGUUUGUGGACUUUUUUCCCUUGGCAACCAGAGCCUCGCACUUGCUAAGUGAGCGUUCUACCACUGAGCUACACCUCUAGCCCUAGAUACAUCCGGAAAGUGCUCAGAAGAAACAUCCUGUCAGAAAAACUGAAAAAGCAGUAUUUAUAACACUGGAAUCUGUGGAUAAAUUUGUUAAAAUGGCAGAAAGUAGUGAAAAUAAUAGUAAAAAUAUAGAUGUAAGACCCAAAACUAGUCGAAGUAGAAGUGCUGACAGAAAGGAUGGUUAUGUGUGGAGUGGAAAGAAGUUGUCUUGGUCCAAAAAGAGUGAGAGUUGUUCAGAUGCUGAAACAGUGGAUACUAUAGAGAAAACUGAAGUUCCUUUAAGGAGCCAAGAAAGAAAUCACAGCUGUUCAUCCAUUGAGUUGGACUUAGAUCAUUCCUGUGGUCAUAGAUUUUUAGGCCGAUCUCUUAAACAAAAAUUGCAAGAUGCUGUGGGGCAGUGUUUUCCAAUAAAGAAUUGUAGUAGUCGACACUCUUCCGGGCUUCCAUCUAAAAGAAAAAUUCAUAUCAGUGAACUAAUGUUAGAUAAGUGUCCUUUUCCACCUCGAUCAGAUUUAGCCUUCAGAUGGCAUUUUAUUAAACGACACACUGCUCCUAUAAGUCCCAAAUCAGAUGAAUGGGUAAGCACAGACUUGUCUCAGAGUGAAUUGAGGGAUGGUCAGCUAAAACGAAGAAACUUGGAAGAUGUAAACUGUUUCUCUCAUACCAAUGUUCAACCUUGUGUUGUAACUACCAACAAUGCUUCAUGUAGAGGUGGUCCCAUGACUGGCUCUAUGAUGAAUCUAGGUCCAAAUAACAGUAUAGAAGAUAGUGAUAUGGAUUCAGAUGAUGAAAUUAUAACACUUUGCACAAGUUCCAGAAAAAGAAACAAACCCAAAUGGGAAAUGGAUGAUGAUAUCCUACAGUUGGAAACACCUCCUAAGUACCACACCCAGAUUGAUUAUGUUCACUGUCUUGUACCAGACCUCCUUCAGAUCAAUAACAAUCCAUGUUACUGGGGAGUUAUGGAUAAAUAUGCAGCUGAAGCUCUACUAGAAGGAAAACCAGAAGGUACCUUUUUACUUCGAGACUCAGCACAGGAAGACUAUUUAUUCUCUGUUAGUUUUAGACGCUAUAGUCGUUCUCUCCAUGCUAGAAUUGAACAAUGGAAUCACAACUUUAGCUUUGAUGCACAUGAUCCUUGUGUCUUCCAUUCUCCUGAUAUUACUGGACUCCUGGAACAUUAUAAGGACCCAAGCGCCUGUAUGUUCUUUGAACCACUUUUAUCCACUCCUUUAAUUCGGACUUUCCCCUUUUCCCUGCAGCAUAUUUGCAGAACAGUUAUUUGUAAUUGUACAACUUAUGAUGGUAUUGAUGCCCUUCCAAUUCCUACUUCUAUGAAAUUAUAUUUGAAGGAGUAUCAUUAUAAAUCAAAAGUUAGAGUACUCAGGAUUGAUGCGCCAGAACAACAAUGCUAGGAAAAGGGUAGUAACAUGGGAAUAAUUGCAUAUGUAUUUUCAUUUAAUAUUUUAUUUUUUUUUUGUUAUUCCUCUUUGAAUUUUUCUGCAAAGGCAGUUGUAAUCAAAAAUAAGCCUCUGCUGGAUCUGUUUAUUUUUUAUGCUACACUGAUUGUUGGAUGUUAACAUAUAUUUUUAACCAUGUAUGUUCAGUUUGGGUUUUUAUUGUGUAAAUUGUAUACUUAAAAUUUUCUUUCCUUAACUUAUAGAUGGUCCAGGCAUAUUUGAAAUUUGGUAGGCAUUACAAAUACAUUUGGAUAUUCUGUAUUUUUCUUUAAUAAUAAAUUUAUGUUCUUUUCUACAUGUAUAAUAUUUUUAACCUAUGUUAUCAGUGUUCCUAUACAUAAAAUAUAGUUUCCUCAUCCCCUUUUUGUUGAACUUUAAAAUUCUUCAGUAAAGAUGAGUGCUACAAUUCAUCCAUACUAGUGUAAUUGACUUUUAUAAUUUACUAUAGGAAUGUUACAGGUAACAAAAUGGCUUAAAGUCAAACUUUCUGUGUUUUUAAUUUAAAUAUUAACUGUAAAACAGGAUUAAUCCAAAUCAAUGAGCAUCAAAUGAAAACAUGACAUUCUGGAGGUGCAUUUAUUCUACAAUAUGGCAUGGUCAUUUGCUAUUCCUAAAUAGGUGGUCUUCUCCACCUGGAAGAGUUAAAUCAUCCUCAUGUGUACAUGUGUGUACACAUAUGCAAACCUUGGCCCUUACCCGUGAUAGUCAUGUGCUAUACCACUGAACUAAAACCCCCACCUGAGUUAAACCAUCUUUAAAACAUAAACUUUAUUUCUCAAUGAAAACUUUAAAAAUAAUAACAAUAUUAAUACUUAGUAAUUAAAGCAACUAGGGUUUUUCUGUAUUCAUUUAUGAACUGUUGAUUCUACUUAGCUAUUUUUUAGAAGCUCUGAGCCUGUUACUUUCAGGAAUUUCCAUAGAUUAUAAACAACCACAGAUUUCUACUGGUUAACCAAAGAGGACCUAAGUAGUUUUUCAUUAUUUUCAGUUGACUUGAAUAAAGAUUCAAGAAGUAUACAUGGAGAUCAA
This is a messenger RNA of Ictidomys tridecemlineatus (thirteen-lined ground squirrel), 2939 nucleotides long. The record is from RefSeq and is a predicted model, not a curated record. Lineage: Eukaryota; Metazoa; Chordata; Mammalia; Rodentia; Sciuridae.